Messenger RNA from Chaetura pelagica (chimney swift), 2565 nucleotides. It is a transcript of the gene BANK1, whose product is annotated as B-cell scaffold protein with ankyrin repeats 1. Gene Ontology annotation, molecular function: protein tyrosine kinase binding; signaling receptor binding. The coding region runs from base 1 to 2565 and encodes 854 amino acids. NCBI's taxonomy places the organism in Eukaryota, Metazoa, Chordata, Aves, Apodiformes, Apodidae. The record is from RefSeq and is a predicted model, not a curated record. Gene Ontology annotation, biological process: B cell activation; negative regulation of B cell activation; negative regulation of phosphatidylinositol 3-kinase/protein kinase B signal transduction. The transcript is spliced from 16 exons.
AUGCGAAGCGAUUCCCGGCAGUUUCUCCCAGGCGCUCCUGAUCCUCGAUGGGUUUCCCACAGGACGUGGCGCUGCCUGGGUCGGCCUGGGCUCCCCUGCGCGGCCCCGCACCCGGCCCAGAGCCCUGCAAAGGCUGCGCUCCCUGCUCGGCUGCUCUCUGCAGCCGGCAGACUUCGCCGAGCGCUCUUCAAGUGCCUAACGGGGAGGACAGACGGGGGGCAGGUCUCCAGGGGGUCUCCCCUCCCCUCCCCGCCUCAGAGCCGGCGGGCGCCGCUGUCCCCCGCGGGCGGAAGCGCCUGUGGGGGCGGGAGGACUUUGAUUAUGAACUACUACAGGGAUAUUAGGCUACCGUGGCAUUUAAAUGUUUUUUGUAUUGAAAAUACAAAGGAUAUUCUUGUAAUAUAUGAAGAAGAAGCAGAAGAGUGGGCUCUGUAUCUAAAAUCUCUUUUUGGACACAUAGUGAAUGAAGGAGGAAUCUUACUCUACGAUCUAAAGACUUUGUCUUUCAAGCAUCAGGAGUUAUUUUCUUUACUCUGUUAUAAAUGUAAGCUCCUGAUACUAUCAUGUGGACUUCUUAACUGCCUGAAUCGAAAGAGAAGUUAUUUUCUGGAGCAAGUUCUAAAACCUCCAGAUAAUGUGGUGAUUCUGCUUUGUGGGGUGGAGAAUUCAGCAAUUCUUUAUGAAAUACUGACCUUGGAUGGAGGAAGCAAAGAGAUCUCCACUGAUCAGGAACCGGAGGAAUACCUCUCUGUUGUUACUGGAAUUAUUCAACCAGGUAAGUCACAGAAUGAAAAUCCUGGAGACUCUCUGUCUUAUGUCUAUGAAGCAGUUCUUAGAGACGAUCACCAGAGUAGCUGUGAUGUUAAAUUGUCAGAUGCCGGGGAGGCAUCACAGCAAGGAGACCACAGAUUUAAAACAGAGGUACUUUCUGAAACUUUAGAAACUAACAAGCAGUCAAUAUUGGUGCUUCCAAGAAGAAUAUCAUGUGAGAACCCUGGUGAAAUAUUCAUUUUGUUGAAAGAUGAAAUAGAUUAUGAAACUUUAGAAAUUGAAUUCGUAGCAGAUAAUAAACGAAUUAGGACACAGCCAGCCUCUUGGAAUAAGAAGGUCAAGUACAUAAAAGCUUUGGAUUUCCCUGCUGGCCCUGUAUUUGUAAAUGUCUACUGUGGGGGAGUCAUUAAGACCACAGCGCAGAUCAAGUACUAUACUGUACUAGAGGAGGUGGAACACAUUUUUAAGCAAGUGGCUGACCCAAUAGCUUUCAUUUGUCAGGCUUUUAAAUUUUCUUCUGUAGAGAAGCUGGACAACGUUAUGACUUUGUUAUUGAAAAGAAAAAUGUCUAUUUAUGAAUUAAGUACAUUCCAAAGUGAAGAGCAGCACCAUCAACAAGCUAAUACCUAUUUGGAAGAAUUUCCUACUCUGCUUCACUGUGCAGCCAGAUUUGGAUUAAAGAACCUUGCAACAUUUCUGCUUGGUUGUCCUGAUGCCAGAUGGGCUUGCAAAAUCACCAACAGAUAUGGAGAUGAUCCAGCAAAUAUUGCUGAGAAGCACGGGCACAAGGAUCUAAGAAAAUUAAUCCAAGAAUUAUCAAAUAAUACCGCAGAUGAUUUCACCAAUUGUGAGAAGGAAGCAGAAGAUGAUGACACUUACGUGCUUAUGUUAGGCUCAGAAACUCAACCAGCCAUGACAUUAAAAGCCAAGAACCCAGGAAAUCAGGAUGGAAUUGGAUCAAGAUAUCAAGAAGAAGCUGAGGUGGAUGAGGAAAAGAAAUAUUACGUAGAAGACAGUAGAGAGGAGACAGAACAUGAAAAUCAAGAACUUGAAGAUUCAUACAGCUUUCACAGCAGUCCUGAUAAACUGUAUGCCAACAUAUCUGAUGAUCUAGUGGAGAAGAGAAGAGGCUGCUUUGUCUGUAAGAGACCACCUCCUCCUCCCCCUCGAAAUCUCCCUGGCAUCCUAAGACAGGAGAAUCUGCACAAUUUAUCUCAAGGGAGAAAUUUUGGGGAGGACAGAAGUGAAAGAGAACGUGGUGAUGGACUCCUAACAGCGUGCUACAGAGAAGAGCAAUAUACAUGUGAGGAAGAUGGUGAGGAGGAACACCCAUACACUUGUGCAAAUUUGGAUGAAUCUCUGUACGACUGCAUUCUGGCUGAGGAGGAGGAGGGGAAAAAGAAAGAACGCAGGUCCUUCAUUGUGAACAGGCCACCAGCCCCUGCCCCUCGUCCCGUAUGUUUACCCAUCAGAGAGAACACUCCCUACAUAGUACAAGUGUUUCAGCAAAAGGCCACUCAAGCGCCUGCUGAAAACGACAGGACAUACUGCGAGGCCAGGAAGCCCGUACACAGAGACCAUACUGGCACAGUAACUUACAGCACUGUGAAAUACAACAUCCCUGCUGAACAGGAAGAACUCAUCCACUUGCAGGAACAGGUGAAAAAGGGGGCAGUGUCUGUGGAUAAAGCCCUCGACAGAUUUAAACAGUGGCAGAAUGAAAACCAGAGGCUACAGUCUGCUCAACAGUCUCCAACUAGGAACCCAACAGACAAAGAACAGAUGCCCAAUUAA